AUGAGUUUAAGAAAGAUAUUCAGAAUAUCAGAUGUGAAAGAAGUGAUUGAUCAGAUCAAUUACCUUGACAGAAAUAGCAUAAGAAGAGUAUUGAAAAGGUUAUUUCAGUCAUUGAGUCAGAAAGAGUGUAAUACUCUUCUUGAGACUGCAGAGAAGAUAAAUAAAAUUGAAGAGUCAGAAUCUCAUUCUUUGAUAUCUAAGAUAGUUUCAAGAAGUGAUGAGGAAAAGACAGUUACACCUCAUUAUCAGUCAGCUAGGUUACAUGAUCAGAAAGCUGCAGAUGAAUCAGUGAAGAAAUCUGAGAGUGAAAGCUCAAAAGAUUCAGAUGUGACUGUAGAGAGAUUUAAACAGAAGUUUAUUACAUCAUUCAUUGAGCUAAAGAAGUCAUGGUCUUCAAAUACACAUGAAUUCUCUGACAGAGAUACAGAUGCAGAGGCAGUGACUGAAGAUGAGAUGAAGUCAGUAGCUCAGAUAGAAGUGAAAGUGAAGUCAGCAGCAGAAGACAUUUAUGAGAAGAAAGAUGAAGAGAAAUCAGAGCUGACUGAAGCAGAUAAACAGUGA
Messenger RNA from Blastomyces gilchristii SLH14081, 561 nucleotides. RefSeq lists its product as uncharacterized. NCBI's taxonomy places the organism in Eukaryota, Fungi, Ascomycota, Eurotiomycetes, Onygenales, Ajellomycetaceae. The record is from RefSeq and is a predicted model, not a curated record. The transcript has a single exon. Bases 1 to 561 code for a protein of 186 amino acids.